CACAUAUUGUGGGCACCUCUACUGAUUGUACAUGUUUGUGAAUUUCCUCUAUAUGCACUAUAUUGCCUUUACUACUUCUUAGUCCCAGAAGAGAAGGACUAUAUAUACGGGAACCUCGCUGUAUCCCUUGUAUUCACUCCUUACGGAAGCAUCAAGAUGAAGGGAUUAGUGAUCUGUCUGGUGGCUGCCGCCCUCUGCGUGGACUUGGCUCUGUCCAUGAAAUGUUAUCACUGCACGGAGGCGAGUGAACUCGGAAAAUGCAACGAGGUAAAGGAGUGUCCACAGGGGAAUAGCGCCUGCAAGACCACUAUAACCAAUGCAGAUGGAAAAUCAAAGAUCUCCAGAGACUGUGCAACCAACUGUCAAGACCCCGACCCUGCGGCUCAAUCCGGCAGCGGUUUCGUAUCCUGCUGCUCUUCUGACCUGUGCAACAGCCUUGGCAUCCGAUCACAGGCAGGCGGGCACAGUGGUGCUACCACUUCUUCCAGUAACUCCACCAGCUCCAGCAGCACCAACAUGUCUGGUGUUUCUGGCUCUACCAUUAGUAGUUCCUCUGGUAACUCCACCGGUAACUCCACAGCUGGUACUACCAGUUCCUCCACUAAUAACUCAACCAGUAGUGCCAGUUCUCCCAAUACUGUGACUGGUAUCACCAGCACAUCCAAUACCUCAACCAAUAGUGCCAGUUCUCCCAAUACUGUGACUGGUAUCACCAGCACAUCCAAUAACUCAACCAAUAGUGCCAGUUCUCCCAAUACUGUGACUGGUAUCACCAGCACAUCCAAUAACUCAACCAAUAGUGCCAGUUCUCCCAAUACUGUGACUGGUAUCACCGGUACCACCAAUAACUCAACCAGUGGUGCCAGUUCCCCCAGUACUGUGACUGGUAUCACCAGUACCAACAAUAACUCAACCAGUAAUGCCAGUUUCCCCAAUAAUGUGACUGGUACCACCAGUAGCAACAAUAACUCAACCAGUAACUCCAGUUCUCCCAAUACCGUGACUGGUAUCACCAGUGGCAACAUUAACUCAAGCAGUAACUUCAGUUCUCCCAAUACCAUGACUGGCACCACAGGCUUCACCAAUAACUCAACUGGUAACUCUAUUCUCCUCAGUGUCAUUACUGGCAAUACCAGCAACUCAACCGGCUCCUCCAGUGGUCUAGUAUCUGGCUCCAGCUCUUCCACUAGCAAUAAUAAUAGCAGUUCCACCUCAGGCUCGUCCUCCACCGCUACCGGUGGAUCAUCCACCCAUUCUCAUAGCUCACCACAUAUUAAAGAUCCCACAAUCAAGACAAUCAGAUAAUCUGGAAUGUCUUCCGAGGUGUAGACUGAAGCUCUUAGGCCAGGAUUAUAAAACCGCACUACUCAACCACCAAUGAUUUCUCCCUAUACGUCAGUGGUCUCCAACCUGUAGCUGACAAACAUAGAGCCACAGAUUGAAGACCACAGCUUUACAUAACCUUGAAGUAUCUAUUUAUGUAGUCGAUGACAUCACCGUAGUGCAAUGAGCCCAAUGAAGGUGAAGUCACCCAAGGUGCCAAUGUAACUUUUGCCAUUCUACACCAUUAAUCUUCCAUGAAACUCCUUAUAUUUUCACUCAAUCCUUUGUUUCAACUUAGUGAACAUAUUGACUGGCGUCUGUCCCUAGAUUGUAUGAAGGAUUUUAGAAUUCUACUUGGUGGGCCGUGUGGAGCUCUUGCUUGUUCGGAGCCUGUAGGAUGCCGUCCCGGUACCAUCUCUGGACAUGCUAGUCAAUGCCUACUGUACUUGUUGCCAUGUAAUAUGAUAUAUAUGACGCAUUAUUGCACUAUACUGAUAUUUACGGAUACAGUAAAUAGAAAUAUAUAUAUAAAUAUUGUAGUAUUUGUUUCAUUGUCUUAAAGCUGCUCGUCUGUUGCACGCAAUAAAUAUA
Hyla sarda is the source of this 1914-nucleotide messenger RNA. RefSeq lists its product as uncharacterized. Lineage: Eukaryota; Metazoa; Chordata; Amphibia; Anura; Hylidae. The record is from RefSeq and is a predicted model, not a curated record. The transcript has 4 exons. Bases 157 to 1305 code for a protein of 382 amino acids.